This is a messenger RNA of Penicillium subrubescens, 498 nucleotides long. RefSeq lists its product as uncharacterized. The record is from RefSeq and is a predicted model, not a curated record. Lineage: Eukaryota; Fungi; Ascomycota; Eurotiomycetes; Eurotiales; Aspergillaceae. The transcript has 4 exons. The coding region runs from base 1 to 498 and encodes 165 amino acids.
AUGGGGAAGUCUAAACAUGAUCAGUCCCUGACUCAUGAGGAGAUCUGGGAUGACUCUGCUCUAGUGCAGUCUUGGGAUGAGGCGGUUGAAGAGUACAAGCUCUAUCACAGUAUUCAUGCUAAGGGCGAGAAUAUUGAGGAUGUUUUAAGAGGCGCUGAAGGAGCAGGUCUUGAUGAAGAGCAAAAUCUUCUUGAUGAAGGAGAUGUGAUUGCUGAGGAUGAUGCUAUGGUGGCUGAGAGCGAACCAGCAGCUGCGCAUUUCACUCAGACAAAUGAUCCUUCUGCUCAGUCAAAUCCUCCAGUCGCCGAAGGAAGUGGCCCUACCAUCAACCCAGGUCCAAGCCCAACCUUCCCCGCCGGCGCUAUGCCUAUGCCUGGCGCAGUGCUCCCCCACGUUCAAGAUGAAAAUUUGAAAAAUCUCAUGAUGUCUUGGUACUUUGCAGGGUACUACACUGGUUUGUACGAAGGGCGGCAGCAAGCUAGCCAGCCGAAACGCUGA